This is a messenger RNA of Radiomyces spectabilis, 915 nucleotides long. RefSeq lists its product as uncharacterized. The record is from RefSeq and is a predicted model, not a curated record. NCBI's taxonomy places the organism in Eukaryota, Fungi, Mucoromycota, Mucoromycetes, Mucorales, Radiomycetaceae. The transcript has 2 exons. Bases 1 to 915 code for a protein of 304 amino acids.
AUGGCCGGUUGCGGGGUGUGUCCAGAGUACAAAUGUUUUGCCAAGUCCGUGGUAGAAGGCAAUGGCGGUGGGGCAAAUCCAGCUGAUACCUCGUCGUCUUCCAAUGGCCCCCUCAUAGGCGGGUUAGUAGGUGGAAUGAUAGGUGCAGGUUUGGUGUUUUCCGCCGCCGGCUACGCUGGAUUCCGCUACAGGAAAAAUAAACGCACCACGUUGCCUCUUGCCUUUCAAAGCAAAUCAAGACCCACCACACCAAGAUCAGGUCCGCCACCUGUCACCCCACCUAUGGCCAAGAAUCUUUCGGGUGUAAUUCCAGUGACGUUUAUUCAGCCUUCACCGGGGCUGCGACCCAUGUCCCAGUACACCGAUGUGACGGAUCCUUUCGGGGACGAUGCCACCAUUAGCCGACGAACGAGCCACUUGAGUUAUUCGUACAACAAUGACGACGCCAGUAGUCGACCUGAUUCGAUGGCUUCCAGUAUUCAUCAAGACUAUACGCCCGUCCGUGCCACACAUGCGGUUCAAGUGACACGGGCCAAACCUCAGAUUUUGCGCGUCAACACGGUUCGCGUCAAUGAUGGACUGAGCCGCAAUGGAUCGGUGCGCACUGUAUUGACAAGGGACGACAGUGGUGCUUCACUGACACGAUCCAAUACAUCACCUUCCCGUUUUCAGCCAAAUACCUCUCACCCUUCUACCGUCGACCCCUCUCUUCGCGAAAAUCAAGAUCCCAUCCACCGUCCUAUCUCUACGCCCACCACAAUCGAAAACCCGUUUCACGAUCGCUACCACAUUAAAGAACCUGAAUUAUCACCUCAAACAAGAGUAACCGACAGCGUGGUAUCAGCACCAGGAGACGGUGAAAUCACCAUCUUUUGGAGUGGACCUAACCACACAACCACUGGUCAUGCACCGUGA